Lymnaea stagnalis (great pond snail) is the source of this 6005-nucleotide messenger RNA. The record is from the annotation of a GenBank genome assembly. Lineage: Eukaryota; Metazoa; Mollusca; Gastropoda; Lymnaeidae.
CGUCGACCAGGCUUUCAACAGGAGCCGCCAAUAACAGGCUUUGUGAGUAGAACAUGUGUGUGUUGUCGAGGUUAUUGUUUUGUUGUUGUUGUUGUUUUAGGCCUAUGCCAUGCCACGUGAUUUGGAUGUUAUAUCAAUAAUACAUUACAUCCGUUGUCGGGAAGGGACAGGAAAGUGGCGUCUGAUGGGGUAUAGAACUACGUAAAAGUGGGGGGGGGGGGGUUUGAUCUAAUACGCUUACGUGUUCAUUAAUGUGUGAGCCAAUGAGGCACAAGACUUUUACCGGUUAGUCAAAAGGAUACACUGUCGAGUGAGUUGGGUGGAGCUAUGGCUCUGGUACAGGUUGACCCACAUACCAAUCGUAGGACUAAAAAUUUCGGACCAUUAAAUACCGGUAACUUUACACCAGCUUGUUAACUCCACUUAAAGACGUGGCUUUAACUCUUCAGUACUCAGAACAAUGAGGUUCUUAGAGGAAUUAAAUACAAAAUAUUGAUGCGUCAAAAACUAAAAAUGUGUGAGGACAAUGUCUGUCUAAGAAAAAAGAACAACCACAGGUUGAGAGUGGAUACAUCCGUGAAACGCUGGAAAUUACUGCCAUGGUAUACGCACCAUUGGGAAUCUUACAGGAACAGCGCGCACAAGCAUUUUAACAUCGCACACACAUAUUUUAACAGAACACACACACAUUUUAACAGAGCACACACAUAUUUUAACAGAACACACACACAUUUUAACAGAGCACACACAUAUUUUAACAUAGCACACAAACAUUUUAACAGAACACACACACACACAUUUUAACAGAGCACACAAACAUUUUAAAAUUGUGUACAUAUAUUUCACUGAACGGACUUGAAAUCUGGCCUGGUGUUUAGCAGCACUGGUUACGUAAGACGUGAGAAAUAACCAACGUGACAUAGUGCAAUGUAUCUUUAUUUUUAUUUUUCAAUGUUUUACUUUGCUUGGUUUGUACAGGAAACUCUCUGAGCUUAAAAUGUGAUUAUUAAAAGUUGAACAGUUCCAUGUCUCAUUUAGAUCACCACUCCACCAAAUGUUAAUAAUUUGGCGGUACCUUUCUCUAGAAUCCCAAAUUUGCCUCCGAUCUGGACCUGGACGGGAGCGGAAGUGGUGAAGACAGCGGUGACGGCGGUGCGAGUGGAAACAAUGGCGGAAACAGUGGCGGAAACAGUGGCAGUGGUAGCGGCGGAGAUGGUGGCGGGGAAUGCCUGCCAGGGGGCGACGUGGAUGCCGAGGAAGAUGACUCCUGGGGUGAGCCGGAAGACUUGAGUGACGACCCUGGUGUGAAUUUUACGCUGGACUACGACAACUUCGCCACAAUCUCGCUUCCUGACUUCUCGUUGUCUCUCGGCUUCAGGGCGCCGAAUUUUGGAAAAGUUAACGGGAACCAAGUCUCGGGAAUGUUCGUAGAGUACACGGGUGACCCAAGUGAGUAGACCCGGGGUUCGUGUCAUACGAUAUUCCCUGUAGUUUGUGGUGACCCAAGUGAGUAGACCCGGGCUUCGUGUCAUAUGAUAUUACCUGUAGUUUGUGGUGACCCAAGUGAGUAGACCCGGGCUUCGUGUCAGAUGGUAUUCCCUGGAGUUUGUGGUGACCCAAGUGAGUAGACCCGGGCUUCGUGUCAUAUGAUAUUACCUGCAGUUUGUGGUGAUUAAGUGAGUAGACCCGGUCCUCGUGUCAUAAUGAUAUCACCUGUAGUUUGUUGUUGGUCUGAUGAAGUUUUCAUCUGGCGCUGUUUAAAUGGCGUAGCUAGGGUAAGUGCCCCCUAGUACGGACCACGGUUUUUUCUUCUGCCCCGUUCCACGACAAAGCGUUGCAGUUGGCCGAAAAUGGAAAAAGUGCACCACGGGUGGGACCUCCCCCCCCCCCCAAGUUUAUUGGAAUCUGAGAAAAGUCAAUUGUUUUGCAGUAUUGUAAAUUUAUAUAAAAUUAUUUAUUUAUUUUUCAAAUGAAACUUACAUUUUUUAAUUUUAAAAUNCCCAAGUGAGUAGACCCGGUCCUCGUGUCAUAAUGAUUAUGACCUGCAGUUUGUGGUGACCCAAGUGAGUAGACCCGGUCCUAGUGUCAUAAUGAUAUGACCUGUAGUUUGUUGUUGGUCUGAUGAAGUUUUCAUUUGGCGCUGUCUAAAUGGCGUAGCUAGGGUAAGUGCCGCCUAGGACGGACCACGGAUUUUUCUUCUGCCCCGUUCCACGACAAAGCGUUGCAGUUGGCCGAAAAUGGAAAAAGUGCCCCACGGGUCAGACCCGCCCCCCCCCCCCGCAGUCUUUUCCAAUCUAAGAAUAAAUGGUUUUAUUAUGUUGGAUUAUUUUUUAGCAAAUUUAAAUCGAUUACUUUUAAUAGGUGAUUGAUCGAAAUUGGACUGAUCUUGUUUAUUAUCCGUAGAAAUUGCCUAAACUUAUUUGUAAAGUAGAUAUCGAUGUUUAAUUAAAGAAUAUGAUUUUUUUUUUUAAAUAUGUUUACUAGUUUUGAAAGCAAGGCCGAGUUACUAUUUUAAAGACAACAUGUAUUAAUAGUCUUUUGAACAUCCCCCCCCUUUCCCCAACCCCCCCUACUUUUACCAUUCGCUUCUUCAAAGAUUUAAAAGUAGUAAGUUUAUUGGAAUAUAAGAGUAGUCAAUUGUUUUGCAGUAUUGUAAAUUUAUAUAAAAUUAUGUAUUUAUUUUUCAAAUGAAACUUUUAUUUUUUUAAUUUUAAAAUAAUGCUGAAGACCAGGUAUUCUUCUUCUUCUUCUAUAUCUUAAGGGCCCACGAUCAAUUUAUUGAUCAUUUUGGCUCCUAUUUCUACCAACCGUUUGAGUAUUCAAUCUUCUUAACGUUUAACAGUCAACCCAAUUGUUUACCCAGGCCAAUUUCUCCUGACCAGGCCGGAGACGUACGCUGCCGGAGAUCUGUCUGGCCAGAACGACAACAUUAGCAACGACAAGUUUCUAGACAAAGCCAUGAUCUAUGCAGCCAAACAGCCAUCGUGAGUUGUUUUUUGUUGUUGUUGUUUUUUUAAAAUGAUGUUUAGCCAGUCUGUGAUGCCAGCAACCCCAUGAUGUUUAGCCAGUCUGUGAUGCCAGCAACCCCAUGAUGUUAAGCCAGUCUGUGAUGCCAGUAACCCCAUGAUGUUUAGCCAGUCUGUGAUGCCAGCAACCCCAUGAUGUUUAGCCAGUCUGUGAUGCCAGCAACCCCAUGAUGUUUAGCCAGUCUGUGAUGCCAGUAACCCCAUGAUGUUUAGCCAAUCUGUGAUGCCAGCAACCCCAUGAUGUUAAGCCAGUCUGUGAUGCCAGCAACCCCAUGAUGUUUAGCCAGUCUGUGAUGCCAGCAACCCCAUGAUGUUUAGCCAGUCUGUGAUGCCAGCAACCCCAACUACAAAUCGGUCAGACACUACGGUCGUUCCCCAUGAUGUUUAGCCAGUCUGUGAUGCCAGCAACCCCAUGAUGUUUAGCCAGUCUGUGAUGCCAGCAACCCCAUGAUGUUUAGCCAGUCUGUGAUCCCAGUAACCCCAUGAUGUUUAGCCAGUCUGUGAUCCCAGUAACCCCAUGAUGUUUAGCCAGUCUGUGAUCCCAGUAACCCCAUGAUGUUUAGCCAGUCUGUGAUCCCAGCAACCCCAUGAUGUUUAGCCAGUCUGUGAUCCCAGUAACCCCAUGAUGUUUAGCCAGUCUGUGAUCCCAGUAACCCCAUGAUGUUUAGCCAGUAUGUGAUCCCAGUAACCCCAUGAUGUUUAGCCAGUCUAUGAUCCCAGUAACCCCAUGAUGUUUAGCCAGUCUGUGAUCCCAGUAACCCCAUGAUGUUUAAACAAAUAACCUUUUUUUUUUUUUUUUUUUCUUUACACCACCCCUCUCUUUUUUUUGUUUCCAAUCCCUGAUUUGAAAGAUGUAACUGGCAGACACAUAAAUUAUCAUCCAUUUCUCACCACAAUACAAUUUUUUUUAAAAUCUGUGCCCUGUUUUAUCUUGUCGUUAGAUUAGAUGUGCCCCGGUGCUUGCAGCCCUUUCUUUUUAAAAAAAUACUUUUGCGCCAAUUUAAUUUUUUUUUUUUUAUGAUAACUUUUUUUUUUAAAUUAAUGUUACCAGGCUCUGAUCAGAUUAAUAACAAAAGAGAACCCGAAUUUAUAAAGGAAUUUAUUUAGAGCAAUUAUCAGUGAUCCAAGAAAACUGUUGUAAAGGGUGCUUGUAAGGAAUUUCAUUUUGUAUAAUAAUAUUUCAGACAUUCUUUCUGCUUUUAAAAUAAAAUUUGUUUUUUUAAUGAUAUGAAAAACUUCAAUCCUCUUAAUAAAACAGAAUAGUCCUUCAAAUGUCGAUGUGUUUAGAGAUGUUGCACAGAAUAGUCCUUCAAAUGUCGAUGUGUUUAGAGAUUUCCACAGAAUAGUCCUUCAAAUGUCAAUGUGUUUAGAGAUGUUGCACAGAAUAGUCCUUCAAAUGUCGAUGUGUUUAGAGAUGUUGCACAGAAUAGUCCUUCAAAUGUCGAUGUGUUUAGAGAUUUCCACAGAAUAGUCCUUCCAAUGUCGAUGUGUUUAGAGAUGUUCCACUUUAAAUGUCGAUGUGUUUAGAGAUGUUCCACAUAAUAGUCCUUCAAAUGUCGAUGUGUUUAGGGAUGUUCCACUUCAAAUGUCGAUGUUUUUAGAGAUGUUCCACAGAAUAGUCCUUCAAAUGUCGAUGUGUUUAGAGAUGUUCCACAGAAUAGUCCUUCAAAUGUCGAUUUGUUUAGAGAUGGUCCACUGAUGUUCCACUUCAAAUGUCGAUGUUUUUAGAGAUGUUCCACAGAAUAGUCCUUCAAAUGUCGAUGUGUUUAGAGAUGUUCCACAGAAUAGUCCUUCAAAUGUCGAUUUGUUUAGAGAUGGUCCACUUCAAAUGUCGAUGUGUUUAGAGAUGUUCCCCGUGCAAACACUCACUGCCGGCUACACACAGGAGUAAGAAAAGGGGGGGGGGGGGUCCGCCUUAGGCGGGACUGUACAGGGGCGGCGUUUCGAUCCAUUUCAUCUACUUUGAACAGCGUAUUUUGAAUGUGUACUAUGUAUUCAUAGUGUGGCUUUUUUUAAAUUAGGGGCGGCAAAGCCAGUCCCCCCUCCCCCGGGCGUCACUAACUCUAGCUACUCCACUUUCAAAUUGACAUUGGUUGGUUUUUUUUGGUUUUUUUUUAUUGAUCCGUUGUUGUUCAUUCUAACUUUACAUUUUUAAUCAGUUUAGAAAGUGAGACUUUCUUUAUAUUGAUAAAAAAAUUGUUCCACCAUUUCAGAACUCCGCUUGGCAAAAUGUGCACGGCAACUGCCUGCAUCUACAGAGCCACUUGUGACACGCCCUCUCUCCGCGUGAAAGCUGUUAGAGAGUGUAUGUUUUUAAUGAAGAGCAGCAAUCUGAUAGAGUGUAUGGAUCCAGUGUAUUCUUAUACAGGUGAGGCCUGAACGAAGUCCAGGGUUUAAUAUUGGACGAGAAAUGUCACAUAAGAACAAUGGCGUGAUGAUUGUCAUGGGUUUAUACAGUAUGUGAUUAUUGUCACAACUACAGAUAGUUGUGCUUUAGGGAUCUUUAACCUGCAGUCAUGUAGAUUCGUAACCUAGUCCAGGGACGUAGACCAAAGGAAAGGGUUAGCAAAUGUUUUGAUUGCUGCCGGUGAAAGUAUAAGGUGUUUUUAAAAACAUAAUUGUCAUCAGUUGGUGGCCACAGUUAGAGAGGCAGUAAAUCUUGUGAGCCAAGCACACACACACACAACAACAACACCAACACAACUUACUAUCGGUAUCAUAUCCCCCCUCCCCCCACUCAUUAAGUGUAUAUGUUCCCCCCCAGGUGAGCCCACGACAUUCAACAGUUUAAAUGCCUUCAAGCUGUGCCUGUGGAACACUUGCAACCCUUCCAGGUCGGUGUGCACGCUCUACAAGUCUCAUUUCAAGCCCGCCUGCCUCAAGUUGGCGCCCACAGCCAUUCAAAAUUUGAACUGUUUGAACCCCUAAGCUGCGCUCUUUAACACAUCAGUGCACAGCCAAUCGUAGACAAUAAACACG